UCGCCUCACGUCAGAGUGCGCGGGUUAUUCACAAAUUGUAAACAGCGCCGUUGUUUUGCUAACGCUAACUUUGGUUGUGUAAUGAUCGAAACAGCUGUUUCACCAACCUUUCGCACGGUUUUUAUAAGUACUUUACUCGAUUCUUAGAGCUCGGGUGCAGAUAAAUGCCUUCCCGGGGGUUAACGGCGUAAGAGCGGUGAUUUCAAACACAAAUAAUGUCUAACUGUUAGCUCGGCUCUCUGUCGUAAACGGCCUUUGGCGUUAAAACAACGAUUCAGAAAUUACUACCAAACAUAAAUGGAGACCAAGUACCCGACACUGAGGAGACCGAAGAGGAAACUCUGCUAUCUCACAGACAAGGAAAGUCCAUCCAAACAAUGGGAAGGUACACUGACACUGGGAGACGUGGAUAAGAUGUUCGAUGACUUGGAUCCAUCCUCACAUGAUGACGGCGACAUACCUUCCCCAUCUCCUCUGCUUCAGACCUUUGAUAUUGAGACAAACCGCAGUGAGAGAGAGUCUCGUCCAGUCCCACAGGAAACACAUCUAACAGAAAAACCAAGAUGCCAAGUGGUAAUGAAACAGUCAGUUGUUACAGUGACUUCUACGGAUAAUAAUAAGGGUCCCGAAGGAGAUGUCCCUGAUACUGCAACGAGGUCAUCCAGUCCUAAGCUAGAAAUUGAUUUGGAUGUCCCAUUCAAAGCCCAUGGGCCGGUGAAGACGUCCAGCCCUAUUGAAGAGGAUAUUGUUGUGGAAGGUGUAGAAGAGCUGGACAAUGAAAAAGGCAGCAUUGUGUCCCCGAUUCUCUUUCCCUGUGACGAUGAAGGAAAAGAAGAGGCAAAGACAGAGCCUUCACCUACCCAGACACCCCAAUGCAAUGGGCUCGCCGCAGAGAAUGAUGUCUCUGAGUUUGAAUCUCCUCCAAGCAAGAUUGCUUUAAGUGCACCCAAGAUGUCCAUUCAAAAAAACAAGGGGGAAGGAUCAUGCAACAAUAAUCACCCAGUCAAAGAAAACGCACCCACAAAACCUCGAACACCUGUUUUGGAUGGGAAAAGAAAAGCACCAAGUCAAGAAAACACAGACCCAUCCGUGUCAGCAGUGAGACAGGAGCCUGAAGCUGCAGCUCUGAAGAAAAAGCCUGAAAGUGUCCACAGGCAACCAUCGUUGGAGGUGUCCACCCGAGUGGGAAAAGACAUGACGACUUUUCUACAGAAGCUGAGAGAUGCUGGAAAGCCUAAUCCUGCACGGAAGUCUCUGUCACCGGUAAAAGUACCCACUCCUCCUGAGCCAGAGGAUGAUUUCCUGAUUCUUGAGGAUGAUGCGCCUCUUUGGUUUUCCAUACCAAGUAAAACAGCCAGCACUAAGAGACGGAGCAUAGCUUCCAGCACCGACAAAGACAGCUCAACAGACAAGGGGUCAAAGGAUAACGUGCUAGAAACAGCACAACAACAGGAGUCUGAACAGGAAAACGACAAACCGAGAAGUCAGACUGUAAAUCAGAAAACGAAGAGGAGGAAAGGGAAAGAAAAGAAGAAUGAAGUGACUGAGCCUGGAAAUGAUUUGCAUGAAUUGUCCAGUCCUGAGGAUCUUCCUGCAGGUGACUUAAUGGAAGAGAAACCAGACAAAAAGAAACGACGACUCAAGAAGGCACCGUCUAAAGAAAGUGACAUGGAAGAGGAGCAACCUAAAGACACAGCCAGCAGCCAAACAGACGAAGAAAGACCCACUCUGAAAAUGGAAAAGAAAGCUCAGAAGUCCUCUGAAAUGAAGAGAUCAAAGUCCUCAAAAGAUGGGAAUAAAAAAGACAAGACUAGCAGGGCUACGUCAUCAAAGGAAGCCAGAGAACUGACAGAUGCUGAAGACCUCGUCUCUCUUUCAGACAAAGAAAUUGUGAAUUCUGAAGCACAAACCGAUGAAAAGGAACAGAGUAAACUACCGAUUGUGUCUGAAGAGAGUUCAUCAGACAACAGUCAGAUUCUUGGGAAAAGAAAAAGGAGACCGACUGGAAAUUGGUGGUUGAGCUGCCGGCAGAGCGCAGAGGAAACAAAGGUUACAGACAACCUGCCUACUGUGAAGAAGUCGAAGCAGAACAACAAAGAGCCCAGCGCAGCAGCAGCAGCACCACCUGUAAAAACUAAGAAGGACAGAGUUUUAAAACAAAAAAAUCAGACACCGCCUGCAUCGUCAUCCAGUCAGAACACAAACAAGGGUAAAGAAAAGAAAACCAGGCGGAACAGAAACAGAAAUACAAGAGGAGACAAACCAGACAAGAUGAAAGCGUCAGAAGAAGCAUUUGAUGUGCUUGAGACAGAGCAGAUUGAUGAGCAGCAGCCGGAGGUCCCGGACCAGGACCUGGAUCCUGUACAGUCUAGCCCUUUGGUCCACAAAGACCACAGCCUGAACUCAGGUAAAGGGGAUCAGGUAUUUCAAAGAGUAUACCAUCACGUCUCUAAUAAAAAAAUGCCCAUCACACCACCGCCGGCCUCUCCCAGGAGACCUAGGGAGCAGCUCAGUGCAGCAGAACGGGGGAAACGGAGGAGGAAACCUCCCAGUAACUGGUGGACGGUUAAUGGCCUGUCUGAGGAUGUGGAGAGCAUCUCCUCACAGCCUCAGCAGCUGGAGCCCAAACCUCGGAAGGACAGAAAAAAGCAAUCUAAACAGAGCAGAUCUCCAGGACUUGGGACUCCCAAAACUGGCAACGUGGCAGUCUCGCCAACACCACUAGGGGGAGCUCCUGUGCCUCCUCUGAAAGUGAACCCAUUGUCGACUCCAAAGACUGUCAAACGCUCUCUGGCCACGUUUAAAGACAUUUUCUCUUCAGAGUCCCCGACUGUGGUCCGAAACAGAGAAGCAGGUCAGAAUAACAAAUGUAAAGUCACGGCACGUCCUGUUGUGGAAGUCAGUGUUACUGACUGUACAGCACUCAACAAGACCGAUGAAAAUAUUCUCAGUAUGGAUGAUGGUGAAUCCAACAGCCCCCCAAAUCAAGGGCCCCCACAGGACAGCAAGUGUCACUCAGAGAACACGUUAAAAGCCUUCAGAAGUGGGCCAUCGUCCAUGAUUGAGCUUGAACAGUACGAGGAGUAUGAGGACAUGAGUCUGCCGUCAUCCAGAGUCCACGCUGUUCUGUCUACAGCAGAUCUGUGUGCUCCUCCUCUCAAACCUCUAAUCCUACAGCCGAAGGAUAAGGCCAACAUGGCAGAGUGGUUUAAGAGUCUCUGGUCUACCACCGUUGACAAUAGUCCCGUGAUCACUCCGGACCAGUUUGAUUGGUACUUCUAUCAAGGCAGAGCUAUCGGUUUCCAGGUGGACCUGGAGUGUGGCUCCGUCUGUAAUGGAAAAAUCCUGCUGGGCUCCUACAUGAAGAAGCCUCUGUGGGUGGAUCACAGCGCCACAACAGUUUUUAACUUAUUAACAAGCUCUGUGAGUGUAACCAUCGACGUCAGCGAGUCCAGCGUCUAUCCAGGACAAUCCUUUAUGGUGCCAUGUGGACACGCUUACAGCAUCCAGAACAACAGUGCACAGCCUGCGGUUCUGUACUUCACCAGGGUGUUGGCAGAAAGUUCAGACUGAAGUUAUCAGCUUGAGUGGUGGCUAAAAAAAACAGCCCUUUUCCCUAAAAAAAGAAAGAAAACUGAUGUGAGACAUUAUUUCUGUAUUUAAAUUGUGUUUCUGUAUUGAAAUAUGAGUUGUAAAUAGAAAAUGAUUGGGUGAAAAUCUUUAGUGAACUUCUUUGAUCCUUUGCUUGUAAUGAUGUAAAUAAAUCUUUUUUUGCUUUUUGUUA
Molecule: messenger RNA, 3784 nt
Organism: Morone saxatilis (striped sea-bass)
Lineage: Eukaryota; Metazoa; Chordata; Actinopteri; Moronidae
Product: nucleolar protein dao-5
Exons: 17
Coding region: 298-3573 (1091 amino acids)
Source: RefSeq, a predicted model, not a curated record